Messenger RNA from Lepisosteus oculatus (spotted gar), 6679 nucleotides. RefSeq names its product tripartite motif containing 37 (gene trim37). Gene Ontology annotation, molecular function: ubiquitin protein ligase activity; ubiquitin protein ligase binding; zinc ion binding. The record is from RefSeq and is a predicted model, not a curated record. Lineage: Eukaryota; Metazoa; Chordata; Actinopteri; Semionotiformes; Lepisosteidae. Gene Ontology annotation, biological process: protein autoubiquitination; negative regulation of centriole replication. Gene Ontology annotation, cellular component: peroxisome; aggresome.
CUCGGCACCUGACCAAUCGCAGCGGAGAUGUGUCACGAAAGCCACACCCCCCUUCACGCCCACCAGACCAGGGGGCGUGUCCCCCGAGUUCAGGGGGAGGGGAAAAGCGACGCGGCCCUUCUGCGACGCGAGAUCCCGCCCCCUCUUCUCUCUGCCAUUGGCGAGCGAGGAUUUCAGCGGCUUCCGGCGGCCUCGCGAGAGAGAGGUGGGGGGGGCGAAACGGUCUCCAAUGGUGACCAGUAGCUGUGACUGGCGAGGGGGAAGGAGAAUGGAGGUGGGGUGCAGGAGCUAACGUUUAAAAGAUAGGAAAUAACGGCAAAACGAGCGCUUAGGCGUUGUUAUUUUCCCACCAGCCCGUUGUGUGUGUGUGUGUGAGAGACAGGCGGCGGGGUGGGUGCUCAGCGCUCCGCCCUCACCUCUGCAGAGCCGCGGCUGACCGCCCGGCUGGGCACCUCCGAGCCCCGGCGACGUGUUGGGUUGAGCGGCUUUUUGUUUUCCACCUGAGGAUACCAAGCAGGUUGAAAACCGUCUGAAAUGGACGAGCAAAGUGUGGAGGUGGGUCAGAACGUGGGCGUCCGUGUAGCAGGAAGUCCUGGGUCUGCCUGCUUUAGUAUUGCGGAAGUGUUUCGCUGCUUCAUCUGCAUGGAGAAACUGCGGGACGCGCGGCUUUGUCCGCACUGCUCCAAGCUCUGCUGCUUCAGCUGCAUUCGACGCUGGCUGACAGAGCAGAGAGCCCAGUGCCCUCAUUGCCGGGCGCCGCUGCAGCUGCGGGAGCUGGUGAACUGCCGCUGGGCCGAGGAGGUGACCCAGCAGCUCGACACCCUGCAGCUCUGCAACCUCUCCAAGCACGAGGAGAAUGACAAAGACAAGUGUGAGAAUCACCACGAGAAGCUCAGUGUCUUUUGCUGGACCUGCAAGAAGUGCAUCUGCCACCAGUGUGCUCUGUGGGGUGGGAUGCACGGUGGCCACACGUUCAAGCCCCUGGCGGAGAUCUACGAGCAGCACGUGACCAAAGUGAACGAGGAGGUGGCCAAGCUGCGGCGCCGGCUCAUGGAGCUGAUCAGCCUGGUGCAGGAAGUGGAGAGGAAUGUAGAGGCAGUGCGCGGGGCGAAGGACGAGCGCGUGAGGGAGAUCCGCAACGCUGUAGAGAUGAUGAUCGCCCGGCUGGAUAAUCAGCUCAAGAACAAACUCAUCACGCUUAUGGGACAGAAGACCUCUCUGACACAGGAGACAGAGCUGCUAGAGUCUCUACUACAGGAAGUGGAGCAUCAGGGUAUUCUGCGUUGUCCUUUGGUUUGUGGAGGGAACUGUAUGCGCAGUUUAGGUGGAGAAUGUGAACUGCGCUCCUGCAGUAAGAGUGAGCUCAUCUCCAAGAGCCCCGAGAUCCUGCUCAUGUUCCAGCAGGUGCACCGCAAGCCCAUGGCCUCCUUCGUCACGACUCCCGUUCCCCCAGACUUCACCAGUGAGCUGGUUCCUGCGUAUGAUUCUAGCACUUUUGUUCUGGCAAACUUUAGCACUCUGAGGCAGAGAGCAGACCCUGUGUACAGUCCGCCUCUGCAGAUAUCCGGGCUGUGUUGGAGACUCAAGGUCUAUCCAGAUGGCAAUGGAGUGGUGCGUGGGAACUACCUGUCAGUCUUCCUGGAGCUGUCAGCAGGGCUCCCCGAGACAUCCAAGUAUGAGUAUCGGGUGGAGAUGGUGCACCAGGCCUCCAGUGACCCCACUAAAAACAUCAUUCGGGAGUUCGCCUCAGAUUUCGAGGUGGGAGAGUGCUGGGGCUACAACCGCUUUUUCAGGCUGGACCUGCUGGCCAGCGAGGGAUACCUCAACAUGCAGACAGACACGCUCGUCCUGAGGUACCAGGUGCGCUCUCCCACAUUCUUCCAGAAGUGCCGAGACCAGUACUGGUACAUCAGCCAGCUGGAGGCCGCGCAGACCAGCUAUAUUCAGCAGAUAAACAAUCUGAAGGAGAGGCUUGCCAUCGAGCUGUUUCGGAGGCAGAAGUCCCGUAGCUCCUCCCCGCCUGACCGCCGCCUGUGUCCCUCUGCCUCCGAGAGGGACCCCCGAGCCGGAAAGGGGGCUGUGACGGAGGAGUGCACGCAGGCUGGGGCUGGGGAGGAGAAAGAGGAGGAGGAGGAGGAAGAGGAGAAGACCCAGCAGGACGACUCGAAUGAGCUGUCGGACGGAGACCUGGAGGUGGACUGCCUGACCGGCGACGAGGAGCUCAACCCCCUGGAUGGCAGCAGCACCUCGGGCAGCUCCACCGCCACCAGCAACACUGAAGAAAACGACAUCGACGAGGAGACCAUGUCUGGGGAGAAUGACGUGGAGUACAGCGGGAACCUGGAGAUGGAAGAGGGGGAGCUGCCCGAGGACGUGGCUGGGGCAGCAGGGGGCUUGAACCCAUCCGCGCGCUCCCAGCGGCGAGGACCUGCCGGCCUGGCAGCCGCCACCAGCAGCAGCCUGCUGGAGAUCGACCCCGUCAUCCUCAUUCAGCUGCUGGACCUGAAGGACCGGAGCAGUGUGGAGUCCCUGUGGGGGCUGCAGCCUCGGCCCCCUGCCUCCGUGCUGCACAGCGCAGUUCCAGCCCAUUCUCGGAAGGAACGGGACCGGCGACCGCAGGCAGUGCGCCGGUCAGCCCCGGACUCUGGGGUCCUUAUCCGGCUGAAGGCUCAGAUGGCCGAGGUGCGCAGUAAGAUGUCAGAUGUGAAGUGCCAGCUGGAGGCGCGAGGGGCUGCGGUGCCCGUUGCGGGGGAGCCCAGGGCAGGGCUGUCGGGGAGUCUAGCAGAGCACGCAGCUCGAGCAGACCCUGAUGCCCCAGGCAGGAAACCGAGUGAGCUGGACCUCCUGAGCAAGAGCGCUGUAGCCGGCCGCCACUGUCGGAGUGGGAAGAAGACUGCGUCCCCGAAACAGGAGCUCGGUGGUGGGGUGAGCGGCCUGCUUCUGCGGCGGGCAGCUGACAGCGUGGACAAGGAGCUGCGGGGACAGUUGGAUUGCGACUCGCCCAGCGAAGCACGGGCAGCUCCUGGGGACACCAGCAGCGAAGGCGCCUCGAAGCAGCGGACUGUGCACAGCUCCCCGCCUUCGAUGGGCAGCGCCUGCUCUUCUGACAAACCAUCCAGCUCUAAAAAUGAGGACCAGGCCUUUGGAGCCACUGGCACAGACUUCUUUGAGAUCUCGGGCCUCAAUGGGAUUGUUCAGAUGAACAAGAUGCGCAGAGUCCCCACAAUGGGGGCCGGCCUUCUGACAGAUGGUACUCUGGACGGUGACUCAGAGGGGACCAGUGAGAUCCGAGAGUCUCUGCUCGCUCUUUCUGAAGGAAGCUCCUCAAGACUGGAAGAAAGCUCGCUGUGCCAGAAGCAGGUGAUCCACCUCCUCCCGGGGAUGAGCAGCGACAGCGAGAUUGACUGCGACACCGAGAACGAAGAGGAGACUGUGGCCCUGGAGGCAGGGGACUGCAGAUACGACACCAGGCCGCUGCCUGUCACAGGGGAGCAGCUGAGCUCUGAAGACCUAGGCUUUGUCAUAGGGGAAGCGACAGAGAGGUGAUUCCUCUCCUGAGGCGCCGACUGCAUCGUCUUGCGAUGGCUGCUCACUCCAUUGUACACACACCGCAUGGGGAGGCUUCGUCUUUCCUCUGCUCAGGCCAUGCUCUUGUUUCCACUCACCCUCUCAGCAGUAAAGGUAUGGUACGUUCUGUGGGGAAAGUCACGCACAUUGCAGACCCCAAGUCAGUUGGCCACUGAAUUGGCAUUCAGGACUCUGCGUUAAAUACUGAAAAGGGAAACGGGGGAGGUGAUGCCAUCACCUGAACUUUCCUCAUCUUCUCUGAAGAGGACCACCUGCGAGAGACAGACUUGUAUGUCCAUUGCAUUGACUUCAUAGACAUCCGUUUGAAAACCAGUUCUUAAUUAUAAUACACUUAGGCCUUGUGUUACUGGUGAUUGUUCUUCAGUCAUAAGAGAAAGUAUAUUAUCUCUGAUGUAGGAUGAUGACAAUAUAAAUUUGGCAGCACUCUGUGCUUUUUUUUUGUAAAGGUAUUCUUCGCCUGUUGAAUUGAAAGUGUCCUUUUUCUUAUGAGAAGGCUGACUAUAAGGGAAAAUUAUCUCUGUGGAAGUGGUCAGCAUUGGUGUUUGCCCACGUUAAAGUAGAACACUAAACUCCCUGCUUGUGCAUUUCUUCCUUUAUUGGCUCUGAAAAACACAUGGUCAUAGAACCACAUGGGCUGCAGACAUGAUUAACAAUCUCUUGUUAAUGUCAUGUUUAUACCAUCUGGAUGAUGUAUGUUUGAGGUUUUUGCCUGUCCUUUACGUUUGCUUAGACGUCAGCUGAAAUCUCUGGAAGACAUUUAGCAAAGCUCAGCUGCAAUGGAGCAAUACGCUAAAUAAACCGAAACUGGUUCAGUUGGCAUGUUUUUCUGCAAAGCUAAAUUUUCUUUUAUAUCUGGUCAAGGUCUACUCUUUAACUGACAAGAACCUUGUAACUGAAUGCAAAUGGAAGCACAUUAUUUUUAGUAUAAUAGUCUGCUGGCCUUGGCUUUUUAUAGUGGCGUUGUCCAGUUGUACUCACAUUAAUGAUGAGGAUUAGUGAUGUUAUCAAUCGUGUGCUUUCAUUGCCAUUUUUGUACAAAAAUAAAGCAGUUUUUAGUCAUUUUAAUGUUGCAAACCCACACUUCAAACCUAUUCCAGUAUGGCCGUUUUUUCAAAAGACUUGGACCCUGUAUUAUUAGAUCAACUGAAUUAUAAAGAACAAAGAUUGGGAAAGAACUGAGACUCAUCAGCCCCAAAUGAGAAAUCCAUUUACUUUUUGAAAUAUAUUUGAACAUGAAAGUUUAUUUAUAAAUUAAUUUAUUGAAGAAAGAACUUUAUUUUACCUUCUAACUGUUGCAGUUGUGUUUGGUCCUGUAGUGUGUUGAGGUUUUCAUUCUCAGUGGUGUGGUUGGUGGUGUGGCUUUUUCCACAUGUUGCAGUGAUGCCCGAGCACCUGUAUUUUCUACUGGAGCAGUUGCAAUUACUAUUUUCCUUAAAUAUUGGCACUAAUCCUUCGUGUGAGUACUGCAUAGGAAUCUAGCCUCUUGAUCGCGAGGCACUUGUGAAAUAACGUCCUUUCAAGGGGCACUGCUGGGCACGGCAGGGCACGUGAUCUCCUGUUGGCAGCCUUUGUUGGAGCACGUUUAACGCGUUUAACAUGUUCCCGGGCCCAGAGCUUUCCCACAGCUGCUUUGAUGUCUGGAGUAAUUCUUCACUCCCCCCAUGUCAGCACCUGCAGCCACCUUUAAAGAGAACUUGCAAAUCUGUUUUUGGAUGGAACCAUAUGAUAUCUUCUAUUUGUUUUACAUUCCUGUAUGAAGCACUGCAGUAAAGUUUCUGAAGGACCUCAUGGACAGGCCGUGAUUAGGUAGUUUUUCUGUAAAUGUGUAAUCCUGCUUUUUUUCCCCACUUUCACACUACAAACAGGUUUGGACCUUUUUUUCCCUACCCGUAGUGUUGCAUCUUUUUUUAUCUGUGAAUCUGAUGAUGCAGAACAUUUGUGGGAGCCAGUUGUUGCGCUUCCAGCAUGUGAUUCCAAUGCACAACGUUUAAGCAGACACUUGCAGGUGCUCUUACUGUAAUUGAAAAGCUAUUAGACCCUUACAGCAUAAUGUCUGACAAAACUGUCUCAUCCCACAUUAAUAAGCAGUAGUGGGAUGUCAGAAGUAUGUCAGGUUAUAAAUAGUGAACAGUACUUCAGGAAUGCAGCACAUGAAAUCAUGGGGAAAUUAAUAUAUACUGUAUAAGCAUGUAUUAAAAACAACUACCAGCUCUGCUCUGAAAACAGUGGAAAGAAUUUGCAUUGCAGUUAUAAGGAAUACUGUGGAUCCACUUUCCUCUGGUCUGAUGAUGCACCACAUUGCAUGAUAUCCCUUCGCCCUCUUUCCUGCUGUGCCUGGUUGUGCCGGAAACUGCAUGCCUGCUGUAUGAGCUGUGGGGACCACAGAGUUCCCAAAAGAGUUCACACUGUAUUGAAAGGCUGGUCUAUUGAACGGCAUGCCUUGCUGUAUAGUCUUAAGAUAUUGAUCAGCCCUUUUGUAAAUAUUCCUUUAACAUUAUGCAGAGGUUUGCAGUCUGAUGUUCUUACAAGGUAGCCUGAGUUCAAUGUUUUGGACUUCGGGGUUGUCAAGCUGCUGUUAGAUCAGGGGUCUGAAACUUAGGUUCUGGAGGUCCGAGUGUUACACAGUUGGCCUGAUUGUGUAAUUAUCUUCAUCAAUAUAAUACUUCUAACCAGGCUCUGGGGCGGUUUAUGGGGAUCGGCUUUCUUAAUGAAGUGCCAGUCUGUGAUCAACUGUAAAAGACCUUAAGAAAAUCCCCCCAGUUGUCUAAUUUAGAAACUAAUGAAGUUAAUUGUUUAGUUCAUUGCUCAUGUUGGAAAGGCGGCAGCCCCCCAGGACCUGAGUCUGAGAGCCCCGUGUGAGGUGCAGACGUGGGAGCUGGAGCCUGUGCAGAGCCAGGUGUGCUGCUGUUUACAGCUUCACUGCACCAGACACUGAACGAACAGGCUCACCCCUGUGUUUGUGUGCGUGUGUAAUCUGUAAGCAAAUAUAAGUGUCAGUGUUUUUAUUCUGAUAGCGUUUUGUUGGAACUGUGCAAUUGUUUGUUAAAUUUAACAAAGUAAUGAACAAAUAAAAUGUUUAAUUUUUCUUGGA